Prionailurus viverrinus (fishing cat) is the source of this 1467-nucleotide messenger RNA. RefSeq names its product TNF superfamily member 12 (gene TNFSF12). Lineage: Eukaryota; Metazoa; Chordata; Mammalia; Carnivora; Felidae. The record is from RefSeq and is a predicted model, not a curated record. Gene Ontology annotation, biological process: immune response. Gene Ontology annotation, cellular component: membrane. The transcript is spliced from 7 exons. The coding region runs from base 238 to 990 and encodes 250 amino acids. Gene Ontology annotation, molecular function: tumor necrosis factor receptor binding; receptor ligand activity.
CGGCCCCGCGGGCGCACGGGGCCGACGGCGCGGGCCUCCUCCCGGGGUCUGCGCGGUGCACGCGCCCGGCCGCCCGCGCCCCGGCGCACGAGCAGCGUCCGGCUUCCUGAGCGCUCCCCUCCCCGGGCGCGUCCGUCGCCCCUCCCUCUCCGCCGCCCGCUCCGCCCGCUCCCCCUCCCUCGCCCCCGCGGGUCCCGGGAGGGGGGGGCGGCGCGGCAGGCACAGCCCCCCGCCCCCAUGGCCGGCCGUCGGAGCCAGAGGCGGAGGGGGCUCCUGGGGGAGCCGGGCACCGCCCUGCUGGCCCCGCUCGCGCUGGGCCUGGGCCUGGCGCUCGCCUGCCUCGGCCUCCUGCUGGCCGCGGUCAGCCUGGGGCGCCGGCCCCCGCCGCCCGCCCAGCAGGAGCCUUCCCAGGGGGAGCUGGUGGCAGAGGAGGACCCGGACCCGCCGGAACUGAAUCUCCAGAUAGAGGAAAGCCGAGAUGCCGGGCCUUUCCUGAAGCGGCUGGCGCGGCCUCGCAGAAGCGCACCCAAAGGCCGGAAAGCAAGGGCUCGCAGAGCGAUCGCAGCUCACUAUGAAGUUCACCCACGACCGGGACAGGACGGAGCGCAGGCCGGUGUGGACGGGACGGUGAGUGGCUGGGAGGAGGCCAAGAUCAACAGCUCCAACCCACUGCGCUAUGACCGCCAGAGCGGGGAAUUUACAGUCACUCGGGCUGGGCUCUACUACCUGUACAGUCAGGUGCACUUUGACGAGGGGAAGGCCGUCUACCUGAAGCUCGAUUUGCUGGUGGACGACGCGCUGGCCCUGCGCUGCCUGGAAGAAUUCUCCGCCACGGCCGCCAGUUCCCCGGGGUCCCAGGUCCGCCUCUGCCACGUGUCUGGGCUGUUGCCCCUCCGGCCAGGGUCCUCCCUGCGGAUCCGCACCCUCCCCUGGGCCCAUCUCAAGGCCGCCCCCUUCCUCACCUACUUCGGACUCUUCCAGGUUCACUGAGGGGCCCCGGUGGCGCCCCGGGCCCCACCCUCCGCUGCUCCUCGCCCCAGACCUGCCCCCCCUCUGCAGGCUGCUUGGGCUGUUCACGUGUUGCCACGCCACAUAGAUAACCCCCUUCUCCUCUGACACCCACUCCCCCCUGCACCUCACUAGCUCCUGAACCCCUGGUCUUUCGACGCCCCCCCCCCCCCCAUUUAUCUCCUGACUCCCCGCCCUGGCCACAACCUCCCCACCCUGCCCCCGGACACUGUGUCUACUCUACUCUGGGUGAGGGUGGGUCCCCACCGCCUGUUCAGGCACUAAGAGGGGCUGGACGCCAGGGAGACUGAGACGGGGCCAGGAGUUCCCAAACGUGAGGGCUAAGAGCAAGACGAGAUCCUUCCCGAUAAUUCCCUGUGGAUUUUUAAAACAGAUAUUAUUUUUAUUAUUAUUGUGACAAAAUGUUGAUAAGUGAAUAUUAAAGAGAAUAAGCCACGG